This is a messenger RNA of Prionailurus viverrinus (fishing cat), 1070 nucleotides long. RefSeq names its product osteocrin (gene OSTN). Gene Ontology annotation, molecular function: signaling receptor binding. The transcript is spliced from 10 exons. The record is from RefSeq and is a predicted model, not a curated record. Gene Ontology annotation, biological process: hormone-mediated signaling pathway. Bases 478 to 876 code for a protein of 132 amino acids. Lineage: Eukaryota; Metazoa; Chordata; Mammalia; Carnivora; Felidae.
AAAAAAUCAUUGCCAAGACCUAUGUCAAGGAGCUUACUGCCUGUGUUCCCCACUCCCCAGGAGUUUCAGGGUAUGUAUGUAUAGCAGGUGACAGAACCAUGUUCAUUGUAUUAGAUCAGAAACCAGAUGGGCUGCUCCAACCUGUGGGAAAAGGCUAAAACGCUUGAAAUAGAAAGCAAUUUCAUCAGCUGAAAGUAUGGCUGGAAAGGAGGUGGAUAUAGAGGUUAAAGGAGAGAGAAGAUUUGAAAGAAUCCUCUAAAGGAGUAGGAGAAAAGAAAAUUUCCUAAAUGAAUUGUGGGUCAGGAGAAAAUGUCUAUUUGAGAUUAGCAGGCUCCUUGAGAACAGGGUCAAGAGUUCCACAGACCCAGCAAAAUUCUUUGCAUAUUAAAGGAACAGUCAGAAUCCCGACAGAGCAAGUCUCAACUCCUGAUUCUAUCACUUUUAAGCUAGAAAGACAACUCAAGAUAAUGAUUUUCUAUGCUGGACGGGAGACUGGCAAAUGCACAUUUUAUUCUGGCUGUGACGUUGAUGCUAUGGAGUUCAGGAAAAGUACACUCAGUGGAUGCAGCAAUAGAGGCUUUUGAUUCUGGAGUCAUAGAUGUGCAGUCACCGCCCACAGUCAGGGAAGAGAAAUCAGCCACUAACCUGGCAGCAAAACUCUUGCUUCUUGAUGAACUUGUGUCUCUGGAGAAUGAUGUAAUUGAAACAAAGAAGAAAAGGAGCUUCUCUGGUUUUGGGUCUCCCCUGGACAGACUCUCAGCUGGCUCUGUCGAUCAUAAAGGUAAACAGAGGAAAGUAGUAGAUCAUCCAAAAAGGCGAUUUGGUAUCCCUGUGGAUCGGAUUGGUGGAAACCGUCUCUCAAAUUCCAGAGGCUAAUUGAUUCUAACUACACAACUUCCCUGGGUGAAAUCACAGAAAUAUGGAAGAUGCUUCAGUGAAGUUCUUUACACUCCUUAAUGAUUAAACUUUUAAGGAACGGAUCUUCUGCAAAUCCUUUCCACAGUUUGAACUUCAGUCCAUCACAUCACAGUAUUGUUACAGCUUUAAUUAAAUUACGCAGACCACUUCAA